GAAAGAUUUCAGUCAUGUACUUAACGCGGUCAGCAGAGGGCAGCAACACUAAACUACUGCAGACAAAUCCAGGAGGAAGAAGAAGACGAAGAAGAAGAAGAGGAAACAUCUCAUAUUUACAUGAGUUGACGAGCAAUGGGUUGCAUUUCGCAUCUCCUUUUCCCAGGGAGCAACUUCUACCAUGGCUGUUUUCUGCUCAUCUUGUCUCGACAGUCUCUUUUGCUCAGAAGGCUCAGCUCCGCUCCUCAGAUUAGCCGCAGCUUGCGAGAGAGCUACAGGCUUCUGCAACUUCCUGACGAGGGACACAGCAGUCCCCUGCAGGUGAAAGAUGCUUACCUGCGCCUCGCCAAGCUCUACCACCCGGACUCAGGUGCUCCGACUGCAGAUGCAGGGCUGUUUGCUCAGGUGGAGGAAGCCUACCGAGCUGUGCUGGCUCAUCAGAGCAAGAUCAGACAACCUGAUGGAGGGAUGGAAGUGGAGGACGAGGAUCCGUCCAGACGUGUAGCACCUCAGCACAGACACUACCUCAGCUAUGAGGGUGUUGGUGUGGGAACGCCCAGCCAGCGAGAGCGUCAGUACCGGCAGAUUCGUGUGGACCGUGCCUCUGAGCAGGUUUUGAACUAUCGGCAGAGAGAGCAUGAGAGGGCAGCCGCUGGAGAGGGGGCACUGGUGGAGCGAGACAUGCGUCAGCGCAGCCGAAAGAUCAAGAUCACCCAGGCUGUGGAGCGAUUGGUGGAGGAUAUGAUCCAGGAGUCCAUGGCCCGGGGAGACUUCAGGAACCUAAGUGGAGCCGGGAAGCCCCUCAGCAAGUUUGAGCACAACCCGUACGCUGAUCCAAUGACCCACAACCUCAACCGCAUCCUCAUAGACAAUGGCUACCAGCCACCAUGGGUUGUCACACAGCGUGACAUCCGAGAGUCCACUGCUCACAUCCGAAGAAGGUUGUUGGAGGGGAGGGCCAGGCUUGGUGAUUCCAUGACCCCCAAAGAGCACAACCAAUGGGAGCAGCUGUGUGCAUCUGUAGAGGAGGAGUUGGUGAAACUAAACAAGAUAGUGGACAAUUACAACCUCAUUGUACCAAUGCUCAAAAUGCAGAUGGUUCACUUCAGUAUGUCACGAGAGAUUGAGCGCGCUAAGAACGGAGCAAGCCAACACAGACUGGAGCAGCAGAGGGAGAGAGAGAGGGAGAGAGAGAGGAGGAAGGAGGAGAAGAAAAGAGCCAACGCUGUACCAAGGUCUAAAAGUACCAAACAAGGCCUCAUGUCCUGGAUGAAGAAUUUGCUUGGAUCUAAAAACUAAAAAAGCAGAUCAGGAAAAUGUUUUGAAAAGAGUGGUUUAUUUGGUUUUUGACUAAAACCGAUGAUAUCAUCUGAUAGACUUGUUCACCUGCUUGGCAACGGGAUGACCUUUGUGUUAUUUUAAUGCUGUCAAACUUUGCAUGUUUGAAAUCACAAUCGAAAGCAAAAAAACUUUGAGAUGUCAAAUUAAUUAAUGAGAAUCAGACCUUUAGUUUGAAAAUAGAUGAAUUAUGCGUUACAAACAGAGAGUUGAACUCUCAUUUGAACCUUGUGGGUGGGAACUACUUUUGAGAAUGUUGGACACAACUAUGUUGGUGUCUCAGGGAGGGAUUCUACUGUACUGUAGGACUUAUCAUUUAAAUACACAUACACCACCAGUCAAAAGUUUGGACACACCUUCUCAUUCAAGGGUUUGUAUUUAUUUUAAUUAUUUGAAACACUAGAUUAAUACUGAAGAAAUCAAAACUAUUAAAGAACAUAUAUGGAAUUAUUUGAUUAACAAAAAAGUGUUAAACAAACCAGAAUAUGUUUUAUAUUUUAGAUUCUGUAAAGUAGCCCCCUUUUUCCUUCAUGACAGCUUUGCACACUCUUGGUAUUCUCUCAGUCUGCUUCAUGAAGUGGUCUCCUGGAAUGGUUUCUAAUUAACAUGAGCCUUGUCAAGAGUUCAUUUGUAGAAUGACUUGCCUUCUUAAUGUGUUUGAGACCAUCAGUUGUGUUGUUCAGAGGUAGGGUUAGCACACAAUGGAUAGCCCUAUUUGACUACUGUUGUAAUCCAUAAUAUGGCAAAACCAGAUUAUUUCAUAGUUUUGAUGUCUUCAGUAUUAAUCUACAAUGUUGAAAAUAAUUAGAAUAAAUAAAAACCAUGGUAGUGUAUAUAUAUAAAUAAAUACAUAUAUACAGUAUUCAUACCCCUGGCAAAUUUUGACUUAAAGUUACUUUUAUUCAACCAGCAAGGUUUUUCUUGAUUGUAAAUGACACAGUCGUCUCCAAGAAGGUAAUAAGAUGAUGUACAAGAGGCAUCAUUGAGGAAAAAAAUAUUUCUCAGCUUUUAUUCACAUUUGAACAAAAAGUGGCUUGUCCAAAAUUAUUCAUACCCUUUGCAAACUGUCACAGUCUGUGGGAAAACCCAAAGUAUUAUGUCAUUGUUAAAAGUUGUCAAACUCAAAGCUGAACACAAUAGAACCACUCAUUCUACCCUGGGAAUAAUGUUAAUGUCAUCACUUGUAAGAGAACCGCACUGAGCAGUCUUGGUUGUAUGACCAUGAGGUUUAAGUAAACACACAAUGUCAAAAUAUGAAUAUUAUAUAACAUGAUGCAGUUUUAUGAUUCAGGUUGUUUCUGUGAAAUCACUGAUCUCAAAUUGAAAACAAACACUGUAACUUUGUGGUUGCUAUGUGACAUUAAAGUUAAGGAAAUGUAAAA
Molecule: messenger RNA, 2720 nt
Organism: Notolabrus celidotus (New Zealand spotty)
Lineage: Eukaryota; Metazoa; Chordata; Actinopteri; Labriformes; Labridae
Gene: dnajc28
Product: DnaJ (Hsp40) homolog, subfamily C, member 28
Exons: 2
Coding region: 136-1299 (387 amino acids)
Source: RefSeq, a predicted model, not a curated record